CAUGAGCUGCUGCCUCAGCUGGGGCUGCCCACAGUGCUGCUCUCUCAGGGCAGCAGCUGGGAGGAGUGGAGUUUCAGCAGCGAGUCUUUGCUGCUCAUCUGCAGCUCAAAUGCCGAGCAGGAGCAGAAUCCGCGCACUUUACUCAAGCUGCAAGAGGCACGACGAUUGGUCUAUCUGGAGGCAGGGAAGCAACCGACGGAAGUCUGUGAGGCCUACUUUGAGCGGGAGCAAGUUAAUGUAGCCAUGGUGGAUGCAGUGGGUAAUCUGUACAGCUGUCGCUGCUUUCAGCAGGAGAAUUAUAUACAGCUCAACUUAAGCGACAGCUAUCCAAUAUAUGUGCAGCAAUUUGCCAACAUGCAAGGAUCUGCUAUUAGAACUGAGCCCGAUCAACUAGGCCCACGUGCAUUUGUCUAUAAGAAUCCCAGCACAGGACAGUAUGAGAUAAAAGGGUUCGUUUCUAAUCUGAUCACAUCGUUUGCAGAGCGUGUGAAUGCGACUCUGAAGUUACGCGACGACGUUGACCAGAAAAUUCACCUGAAGAAUAUCUUUCAACGGGUGUUGUACAAUGAGCUCGAUAUCGCUGCCAUGCUGGCCACCACUGUGGAGUUCGAGAACUACGACUAUCUUUCAUAUCCCUACAUCCACAGCUCGUAUUGCUUCAUGAUUCCAGUCCCACCUCGAUUGGACUACAAGGAAAUCUAUAUGAUGAUUGUCCAUCCCCUGGUAACUGGUGUCCUAAUCGUCUUUUUCCUGAUCUUUUCGCUGCUGCUAAUCUACAGUCAAGAGCUCAACUGGCGCAGGUUCAGCCUCAUCGAUAUGCUGCUCAACGACCGCUGUCUG
Drosophila navojoa is the source of this 840-nucleotide messenger RNA. RefSeq lists its product as uncharacterized. The record is from RefSeq and is a predicted model, not a curated record. NCBI's taxonomy places the organism in Eukaryota, Metazoa, Arthropoda, Insecta, Diptera, Drosophilidae.